AACCGGCUAGCAAUUUCUGCAAAAGAAUUUUGUUUACAUUUAACAAAGAUGGCAUUAUCGCCGGACAAUUGCGAUACUUUAAUGCAAAAUGAUGUGAUUGACGUAAAUGAUGAGAUUGCAAACAAUACAACUGGAAAUGAAACAGAGAAACGUCCCUCAACAGUCAAAACAGCGCAAGACGCAGUUUACGAUGCUGACAGCGAAAUGGUAGAAUCAGCCGAAGAGGAAGACGACAAAGCACCAAAGCAAGAGCCGUGCUCAGAUGAUGAUAGAUCCACAGUGAUUGCACCAAUCAGCCGCCCGCCAACCGAACCGCUCUCCAAGCACAACUUAAAAUGGAAUCUGCGCGUCAUCAUCUCAAAUUUGUAUAUGAAGAGCGAACGGCGUUUGCCGAGCGCUUGUGUGCCAAAAUGCCUGCACAAUACGAGCCAAUGCGUCAGCCGGCAUCGCUGUGCCAUGCUGCCCGAUGCACCCGAUAUCAGUAUAGCUCAAGAGCUGCGCAAUAAUCUCUACAGGCAGCAUUAUGAUACAUAUUUGGAUAUAUUGGAAACGAUGGCGCUGCAGUCAGUUUAUCCAGAUGAAGCGGUUUUCGAUCGACUCAUCGAUAUGAUUAUGAUACUCAACACAAAGAGCUUGACCCUCGAAGAGCUGCAUAACAGAUAUAGAAAUGUCAUACGGAUCUAUUAUUUGCUAGUGGAUGCAUUUCCUCCCUGUUGGACCGCAUUGCGUCCAUAUUAUUUAAAUUUCCUGGGAGCUACGAGCGACAAUCCACAAAAGCUGCAGCUGCUAUUGGAUUUAUUUGAAGAUUGCCUGGGCAAAUGUAGCGUAACAGAACUGCGUGAGCUGACGCCCUACUACGAGCAAUUCGUUCAUGAUUAUGAGGCUGAGGACAGUUCAAAAUUAAGCUCUGAUGACAUGUUUCAGCGCCAUGUCCAGGACUACGACUGGCAGAGCGGCAAGCAGUGGGUGGACGAGUUUAAGGCCAUGUCCCCAGCUGUGCAACUGGCACGUCUCUGCGAUGCCUUGGAUAUGAUUUGCUGGGUAUUGGAACGCGAAUUCUUAGCCUGGCUGGACCAUAAUCGUCUGCAGCAAUCGGAGCCCGAGAUCUUUCAAGAGGACUCCAAGCCGUUUGUGCUCAUCGUCUUUGGCAUAGAGAAGGACAAGAGAUUAACGAAGUUAACCCAACAGUUGCUGCGUGUGUAUAGUCGUGCAGCAGCUAAGUCCUUGUAUGCAGAUCGUUUAAGCAUCCUCGAGCGCUUUAUCUCACUGCUCAUGGAGGCAAGCAACACAGCGGAGCUGGAGUAUGCCAACAACUCGUUAAUAUAUCCCAAUUUGGGUCCUCAGACACGCCGCCUUAUUGCGGAGUUCUUUAAACUAUUCAAAGUCGAAAAUCCCUCGGAUCUCACCACUUAUAUACGCACCAUCUCGCAGCUGAGUCAGCCCUAUGUGCGUUGGGAAUUCGCGGAUAAUUUUCUGAGAUUGUUCUACUAUUCCGAUGCAGCAUUUGGGCCGGAAAAAGUGUGCGAGGAGCUGAAGCUAAAGCGUUGGCUCAAGUACAGGCCACGCAGCGCCAUCGAUGAGGCAGACAACGAACAGCUCUCUAGAGAGGACUACUUUAAGAUCAUGCUCAAUGCGCUGCAGGAUUAUUGCAACUGGUUUGAUUUGCAAGCCUGUUGGAAGUACAUAAAAACCAAAACACCUGUCCAGCAGCUGCAGGCAAGAACAAGUAGUCCGCUGGCUACGCCUGCGGGUCUGGUUACCGAAGAUGUUGGCAAAAUCUUUAUGCUCGAUGAGAUGCAGAAGGAGGCGCACACUUGGAAGCAGCGCAUCAAUGCAAAAGUGAUUUUGGCCAGGCCCAAAGUGAAUCUCCCAGUGGCUAGGAUCAGCAUAGGCACCAUGGCUGAGCGUUAUGGAAGCGAUAUACGACAAUUGCGAUAUCUACGACGUAUUCUGCUGGAAGUAAUGCGUUUUGAGGAUGUCACAGAUUGGCUGAACUAUGUUAACGAUUUUCUGGGCGAAGAUGAGCCAGCCGUUUCGUCUUAAUGCCACAGAAGAAUCUGGGCACAAAUUCAAGUGAUAGCUGUAAACUAAAGGUAUUUGGUAAAUCCACUACAAUAAGUCAAAGA
Drosophila arizonae is the source of this 2126-nucleotide messenger RNA. RefSeq lists its product as uncharacterized. The record is from RefSeq and is a predicted model, not a curated record. Lineage: Eukaryota; Metazoa; Arthropoda; Insecta; Diptera; Drosophilidae.